UCCACACCACAUGUAUCUUGCAAAAGACUAAUAAAUUUCUCUCCAUCUUCCUAUACACUAAUUAAACAAUACCCUAUGAUAUCGAGGACUAUAUAACUAUAUAUACACACAUAUGUAAUUAUGUAUGCAUAUAGCCAUAUAUAUUUUGUCAAACACCAAACCCUUUCACAUACUCCCAAUUCGAACACACUUACACACCAACUAGCUAGUGUACGAACGUGAAGCGUAACUAACGCGUAAGUUGAUCGAUCAUAUCGAUGGCGGCGGAAUCGACUGUUAUCAUCGUCGGAGCAGGGCCGUCGGGGUUAGCCACGGCGGCGUGUUUAACCCAACAAUCAAUACCGUACAUCCUACUAGAAAGAGAAGAUUGCUCUGCUUCUUUAUGGAAGAAAAAGGCGUACGAUCGACUUCACCUUCAUUUACCAAAGCAAUAUUGCGAGCUUCCUCACUUUAAAUUACCACCCAACAGCCCCAAAUACGUUUCAAGAGCUGAUUUCGUGGAGUAUUUGGACAACUACGUCGCUCAUUUCGGUAUUUGUCCUUUGUACCGGCGGCGGGUCGAGAGUGCGAGGUUUGAUGAGGGUGCGAAGAAAUGGCGUGUUACGGCUAAGAAAUCAGCGAAUGACGACGGCAACGAUGAUGACGAUGAGGAAGAAGAGGAGUAUGAGGGGAAGUAUUUGGUGGUGGCAAGUGGUGAAACAUGUGACCCGUUUUGUCCAGAAAUACAAGGGUUGAGUAGCUUUCAAGGGAAAGUUGUCCAUUCUACACAAUACAAGUCUGGAAAAGAGUAUCAAGACAAAACUGUGUUGGUGAUUGGUGCUGGAAAUUCUGGCAUUGAGAUUGGUCUUGAUCUUGCUAAUCAUGGUGCUCAUACUUCCAUUGUUGUUAGAAGUCCGGUUCAUAUAUUAUCGAGAGGAAUGGUGAGUAUGGGACUGUUUCUUCUAAAGCAUUUGCCAUUUAAAUGGGUGGACAACUUAAUGGUGAUGCUCAGCAAAUUUGUGUAUGGCGACGUCACUAAAUACGGAUUGAGUAGGCCUAAAGAAGGUCCCUUCUUUUUGAAAGUUGCGUUUGGUAAAUACCCUAUCAUUGAUGUUGGUACCUUUCAGAAGAUUCAAUCGGGUCAAAUCCAGAUCUUGCCGGCAAUAACAAGCAUAAGAGGCAAUAACGUGGUGUUUGAGGAUGGCAAGUCGUAUUCUUUCGACUCUAUUAUUUUCGCCACUGGCUUUCGAAGGUCCACGUCGCACUGGCUUCAGGGAGACGACUAUUUGUUAAAUGAAGAUGGAUUGGCAAAACCUAGUUACCCUAACAAUUGGAAGGGUAAAAAUGGAUUGUAUUGUGCUGGUCUUGCAAGAAGGGGACUCUAUGGAGCUGCUAUGGAUGCUCAAAAUAUCUCUCAUGACAUUAAAACAUACAUUGAAAAUUGAGAUAAUUUAGGGUGUGAGAUCCCUUUCAUAGUACUAACGAUUGUAAACCAUUUAUUUCUUGUACGAGAUUUUCCUCUCUUUAGAAAAAAAAGAAAAAAACGAAUGGAAACCACGUCCCCUUGGCAUUUUUUGUGCAUAUCACGUAGUAUGUGUGAUUAUGCAUUAAUGCUAUAUUGCUAUACUUUUUGUUCGAUUAAUGUUAGAUUCUAUUUUGUUGUAAUUAGAAAGGUUGGAUAUUUUUGAAAAUAAAACAAGGCUCAUGUUUGCAUGCU
Spinacia oleracea (spinach) is the source of this 1696-nucleotide messenger RNA. RefSeq names its product probable indole-3-pyruvate monooxygenase YUCCA10. The record is from RefSeq and is a predicted model, not a curated record. Lineage: Eukaryota; Viridiplantae; Streptophyta; Magnoliopsida; Caryophyllales; Amaranthaceae. The transcript is spliced from 4 exons. The coding region runs from base 258 to 1424 and encodes 388 amino acids. Gene Ontology annotation, molecular function: NADP binding; N,N-dimethylaniline monooxygenase activity; flavin adenine dinucleotide binding.